GGACGGGGCGCACCGCGGCGGCGGCUCCUCGGCCUCUUCCUCCUCCUCCUCCUCCUCCUCCUCCUCGGCGCUCCUCGGGCGGGCGGAGGGUCGCACCGCACCGGCCGCCUUCGCCCAUGGGUUCGGCGCAGGGCGCAGGCCGGCCCGGCGCGGCUCAGCGGCGGCGGGGAGGGAGUAGCGAGUAGCGGCGCCGCCCGCCCGCUCGCUUCCCCCCCCCCCCCCCCCCCCCCCAAAUCUCCCCGUGCCGCUCGGCCGGUCCCUCCCGGCCGCGGCUCCGCACCCCGGGCAUGCGGCGGCGGCAGGACCCGCGGCGAGACUCCCCGCAGCGCGGCGGCUGGAUGCCCCGGGGGGCCGGGCGGCGCUGCCCCAGCGCGGGGGGGCUCUGACCGCCCGCCCGCCGCCCCCCUCGGCGGCGCCAUGCGGGGCGGGCGGUGCUGGCUGCUGCUGGCGGCGCUGGGCUGGCUGCUGCCGGCGGGGGCCGCGGCCAGCGGCGAGUACUGCCACGGCUGGCUGGACGGGCAGGGCGGCUGGCGGGACGGCUUCCAGUGCCCCGAGCGCUUCGACGGCGGCGACGCCACCAUCUGCUGCGGCAGCUGCGCCCUCCGCUACUGCUGCUCCAGCGCCGAGGCGCGUCUCGACCAGGGCGCCUGCGACAACGACCGGCGACAGGGCGGCGGAGAGCAGGGCCGCCCCGGCAAGGACGGCCCCGACGGCGCGGCAGUGCCCAUCUACGUGCCGUUCCUCAUCGUCGGAUCCGUAUUCGUCGCCUUCAUCAUCUUGGGGUCGCUGGUGGCGGCUUGCUGCUGCAGGUGCCUGCGACCCAAGCAGGAGCCCCAGCAGAGCCGAGCCCCCGGGGGCACCCGCCUGAUGGAGACGAUCCCCAUGAUCCCAAGUGCCAGCACCUCCCGGGGCUCCUCCUCCCGCCAGUCGAGCACUGCCGCCAGCUCCAGCUCCAGCGCCAACUCGGGGGCCAGAGCCCCCCCGACCAGGUCCCAGACCAACUGCUGUUUGCCAGAAGGGACCAUGAAUAACGUCUACGUCAACAUGCCGACGAACUUCUCGGUGCUGAACUGCCAGCAGGCCACCCAGAUCGUGCCGCACCAGGGGCAGUACCUGCACCCCCAGUACGUGGGCUACGCUGUGCAGCACGACUCGAUGCCGCUGACCCCGGUGCCCCCCUUCCUCGACGGUUUGCAGAGCGGCUACAGGCAGAUCCAGUCUCCCUACCCGCACCCCAACAGCGAACAGAAGAUGUACCCAGCUGUGACUGUGUAGCGCUGACGCCGUCCUCCCCCUCCCCACCCGGCUGAUUUUAAUAUCUAAACUGAACAGAGGAGAAAUACUUCCUUGGAACGAAGCUCCCAGAACAUCACUUGUAAAUAAUUUUGAAAGGCUCAUGCAUGUCAGACAGUGUUUAUAAACCAUUUAUUUUCAUCGGCGUCCGUUGCCAGAAACUGGAGGAUGAUAUCUCCGAAUUAACGUUGCCAGAUAUGCUUUCAUUCCAGUGCAUGAUUUACAGCGGCGAAGGAUUAUGCUGAAAAUGCAUAUGUAUUUCAGAUCACUGUACUUGCAAGAUAAAUGCCGGAGCCAUUAAGUGCCCUUCAGGUAUGACAUGGUCAGAAGUAUUUGCCUAAUUAAUUCGUAGAAAGAGUUUUGUUACACUGUACAAGGCCACAGUACUUAAGAAACCUCUUUUCUCCUCUCUCAGCUCCUUAAUGACACUUCCCGUUGCUUUACAGACAGUCACGACUGAGCGCCGAACAGCGCGAUCCCUGCGUGCUGGGUGCUGGUACCGGCCCCCCUGGUUUCUUACGCGCCCCCGGUUUGGGGUGAAAUGCCACAGAAGGCUUAGUCUUGCAAAGACCGAUUUUCCUUGUCCCUGGUAUUUAUGUAGGAAUUAGAAGAGUGUGAAUUACUCGGCUCUUCCUUCCGGUGCACUUGAAACCCUUCUUGAUUUGGUUUUGCUUCAAGAUCAGGACCCGGUAGUGGUUUGCACAGACUUCAUAUCUUUGUGAACUUUUUACUAAAAAGAGGGUACGAGGUGCUUGCUCGUCCUGACGCUCAGCAAGGCUUUUGGUACAGCUCGCAGCGUCUGAGCUGGACCUGCCUUUGCAGAGAAAGGUCGUACUGUGACUCCCCCCACGCCCGAUUUAACCUCACUCCCCAUGAAACAGUAAACCCGUGUGAAUGCGCACGAAGUUGUCAGCCCCGAACACGGCUUAUGAUCGAGUCUGACCGUAGGAGAACGGGCUCUGUCCCCGGCCACCCCGCGCCGAGGCCCCAGCCCUGCUCCGGGGUGGGGGGUGUCACCCAAACCCGCCCCGACCUGGGCGUGGGGGGGCUGGGGGAGGUUUGGAACCCAUCCCCUUUUCUUCCUUACCCGUGGGGCAGGGGUUGAGGAAGGCACAGCUGUAUUUAAAAAUAAGGAAAAAAGCCCAACCAAAGGAUGAAAGUGCUUGUGGCUGCCCUUGGUGCCACGGGCGUCAGGGAGGUGGCACGAUGCGGGGGGACGGACACUUUGCACUGGAGCUGCUGGCUCCAUCUUGCUUUGCUUCAUCUGGGGAAAAAUUCCUCGCCAGGUUGAAGGGGCAACAGUGUGCUGGGAAUAAUCAGACCAUGCUAAUUGUAAUACGUCACCCCGGAAUGCAAUGAACUACUUAAGGCUGGUUUUGUCUCUUAAAAAAAUGCGGUCCCUCCAUUGCCAUCCAUUUGUUCUUCAGCCCAAACGCCACAACAGAGGACUGAGGGCAUAAACCAAAACGGGGCAAUUACUGCAACCAGACCAGAGCUGAUAAAAGGUUUCUUAUUGUCUGAUACUGUAUCAGUAUGUAGCAAUAACUGUGAUACUACUAUUUUUUUGUAUGUCUGUUUUUAAAUUACACGUCGGUUCAGAAGCGUUGCCAAAUCCGGCGGGUUUACCCGUAAACAUGCCACACGCAGGCAGUCCGCGGCGGGCAGAAAUGAUCUUGACCACUGGCACAGAAAAAUGAAUAGGUGAUUUAUCCCAGAUCUGCUGUUCCUGGCUGCGCUCGCCCGGCCAGCGGGCGGGCAGUUUGGCUGGAGCCCCGGCUCCCCCUCCGGCCGGCGGGGGGGGCUGGAAAGGCGGGAGGUGCACCCGAGCUGGGUGCUGCCGGGCUUUCGAAGGCUCCGACGUGCCCUCGGGUCCCGUGGGCAUUUGGGUUGUUGCUGCCCGGCCACGCUGACUUUGCAGAGCCGGGCUGGCGUGGGGCUCGGGGGGCCCGGCCGCCUCCAGCCGCGGGUGGCUUUGGCAGGAGCUGGAGGCGCUUGGUCCCCGGCGAGACCCGGCCUGUCACGGCGUGGCCGGGCAACAAGCCCGUCCGUGUGGUUGUGAUCUUUCCCAACUGUGAACCAAGUCAUCCCACCCCCCACCCCCCCCGCCCCUGGCCGGCGUGCACUGCCUGCCUUGCACAUGCCCUGGCAAGGACACCUCCUCUGACCUAUGAAAUUCAGGUGAAUCUCUUUGUAUAUUGUUUACUUGUUUAAAAAAAAAAAAAAAAAAAGACUAAGUUAAAUUUAAGUCUGUAGAAAUUAAUUUACAACGGAAGGCAGAGAAACCUGAGUUGUAAUAAAAGGAAGUUUGUGAGAUGUGGUGGUUUUUUUUGUUUUUGUUUUUUUUUUUUAAUAAUAAUGUCAUGUACAAUAAUGUAAAACCAAUGUUACCAUUUGAUAUAGCUUUUGAAUCUCUGAAAGGGCACUUGCUUUAAAGUGUUUCUUACAAAUGAAGAAAAAAAGCCCCCUUUGUUUCUUAAUAAAUACUUUAUGGUGUGA
Molecule: messenger RNA, 3789 nt
Organism: Tyto alba (common barn owl)
Lineage: Eukaryota; Metazoa; Chordata; Aves; Strigiformes; Tytonidae
Gene: SHISA2
Product: shisa family member 2
Exons: 2
Coding region: 418-1275 (285 amino acids)
Biological process (GO): negative regulation of fibroblast growth factor receptor signaling pathway; negative regulation of Wnt signaling pathway
Cellular component (GO): endoplasmic reticulum
Source: RefSeq, a predicted model, not a curated record